Messenger RNA from Prorocentrum cordatum, 1315 nucleotides. NCBI's taxonomy places the organism in Eukaryota, Dinophyceae, Prorocentrales, Prorocentraceae. The record is from the annotation of a GenBank genome assembly.
AGCAGUGUUGGCUCACGCCAGUUUGGUCGAAGCCGACAACAGACCAGGCGUUGUGAACUACCUCCGCUCGGGAGCUCCGCGUGGGUGCGUCGAUUUCAAUGAUGACUCCUACCGGUCGUGGUGGUCUGCGCAAGAUGCGUCUGCCCGAGAGCGACCCCAAGGGCAUCCUCACGCCAGACCCGCCAGCGUGCCCCAAAUUCGCAGAGGGCGACGGCCUCGGGAGCGGGCGCGUGACCCCGACCUACGCGGCGCUCGCCGGCCGUGGCUUGUUCCAGGAGCUGUGCGAGGGCGUCAGCAGCAAACUGCAGCACAUCCAGGAGCAGCAGCAGGAGGAGGCGGGGCAUGGCCGCAAGAGGCUCAGCGGGGAGACCGAGCACUCGGGCUUGAGGCUUGCGAUCUCUGCGGUGGAGCCGCCAGGCAAGCUGCCGCAGCCCGCCAUCUUGUCUCUGGGCAGCUUGCUACCGCAACCAGCAGAGGUCCAGCCGCACAAGGCAAGUCUGGGAGCUCCGCCGGGCCUGGGCGAAGGACCAUCGGCUGCCCGCGAGGUCGUCUCCGUCGGGACCCUGGGGCACCCCUACUCCUGCAGCGAGCCCUGCAAGUACCAGAAGCGCAAGACGGGCUGCCUGAUGGGGGCCUCCUGCCAUCGCUGCCACCUGUGCCACUGGCACCGCCACGGCAAAACGCCUUGGCGUGCCGUGGAGCACGCGCCGCCACCGCCGCCGCCGCCCGUCGCCACCCACCCGAGGCCGGCCACGUGGCGGACGGGAGCGGCUCCUCAGCCUCCGCCCUCACGGCCGGCCGUCUCCCGGGAGGAGCCGGCGUACGUGCACGUGCGGCCCGAAGCGGCAAGCCUCGUGGCGCUUGAUGGAGUCAUCGCCACGGCACCCGCUGCCAGCGCCGAGGCCGUGCCAGUCACGGCUUCCGUCAGCCCUUUCCCCUCGGUGGGCUCCGUCGGUCACCCUCACGGCUGUGGGCGUGCGUGCAAGUACGCGGGCAAGGCGAACGGUUGUAAGGUAGGGCACCUCUGCGACCGUUGCCACCUGUGCCGCUGGACCCGGUCCAAGGAGCACGCGUACGCCGCCGGCAUGGCGUAGAAGGUCACCAGGCCAGGACACAUGCGCUUACAGCCGCAGGUUUGCAUGCUCGGUCGGAGCCUGCGGGAUCUACAAGGUCACAACUUGUGGUACGAAGGUGCCGCAGUUGCUAGGGCCUAUGGCGAAUCACCGCUUCCCCCUCCCUUUUGGAAACGCCCAUGUGGCCGAACGUUUGUUCCCCCAGCCGUUGCAACCCUUCGCCCUUCGGGGACCACGUGGGG